AUGAAACCAAACGUCGGAAGGUGUCGGAAGCGACGACUUCUGGAAUUUCCUGUCGUCUUCAUAGUGUUAUUAUUGGGUUUUGUAAAGCCCUCCACCUCCUCAUCAAAAACUCCCGAAUCCGUGGUAACAGACGUCGAAUUAAAGUGUCCCGACGAGUGGAUCCGUCUCGGAACAAAGUGUUAUCUGCCUUUCUCCAUUCACCAAUCUUGGCCGUUCGCCCUGACGACAUGUCAGAGAUACGGAUCGACACUUGCCAAGAUUCAGACGGGUUCCGAGAACCAGUUCAUUGCUAGUCUGUUGUCGAAACCCGCCAAAUCAUCACAAGAAGUCAAAGAGUACUGGAUUGGUCUCACUGUGGAGGUGCUCGACGACGAUGAGCUGUACAUCUGGUCGGACGGCACGCCAACAAGUCGAUACGUGGGAUUCUGGAGACAAGACCAGCCGAACUUCCUGAACGGAACAUGUGCAAUGGGACGUGUGGAACGGAAAGAUCUCGAAUGGCGAUUGGAGACGUGUAACCUGUUGAGAAAAUUCGUCUGUGAACGACCAGCGUGUGUCCAAGGAUCAUACUUCUGCUCGUCUGGAGCAUGCAUCUCGGAAUCCAAAAAAUGCAACGGAUACGCAGAUUGUGACGACGGAAGUGACGAACACAACUGUCCGUCGGCAUUCCAUCCGACAUGUCGGACCUCGGAGAAGGCGGAAAAUGGGCAAUUAAGUUCGCCUAAUUACCCGAACAGUUAUGAGCCCAAUUUGAAUUGUCGACAUGUGUUGGAGGGACCGAUUAAUUCGAGAAUCGAGUUGACCAUCGAACAUUUUGAGACGGAGCCAGAUUUUGAUGUGUUGACUGUGUUGGAUGGAGGACCCGCCGAGAAUAGUACUACAGUGAUCAAACGUCUCUCCGGCUCGCUGGACACUAUCCAAACGAUUACCUCAUCCACUAACAUGAUGAUUGUGCAAUUCCGAACGGACGCUCAAUCGAAUGCACGCGGAUGGCAACUGAAAUGGCGUGCCGUUCCGUUCUCAUGCGGUGGACACUACACCGCACAAGCCUACAUUCAAUCCUUCGUCUCUCCGGGCUAUCCGAAAACAUUUGCGAACGGAGCCGAGUGUGUGUGGACGGUGGAAACGACGCCAGGACAAGUCGUCUCUCUUAUUGUGAGUUUUUGGCUUGAAAAAGGGGGCGGAGCUUGA
Messenger RNA from Caenorhabditis remanei, 1191 nucleotides. RefSeq lists its product as uncharacterized. Gene Ontology annotation, molecular function: protein binding. Bases 1 to 1191 code for a protein of 396 amino acids. The transcript is spliced from 4 exons. Lineage: Eukaryota; Metazoa; Nematoda; Chromadorea; Rhabditida; Rhabditidae. The record is from RefSeq and is a predicted model, not a curated record.